AUGCUCAACGAAGAGUUAUCCACUGACAUGGACCGGAUAACACAAUUACAGGAUGCUAUCCUUGACCUCUUAACGAUAACAUCCACCUCAAUCGAUUAUAUAACAAAACGAACAGAGUUUGAACAAACUUCAAACAAGAUACCUACUACCCUCCAAACUCCCCUCGCAGCCAACAGACAAGAAUAUAAAGCAUCGAUAGAAACGUUCGUGAAUGACAUAGUAAGGAGAAGUAAAGAUAUCAAAAAGUUGAUAGCGAGUUUACCGAAGAAAGAUGACAGUUCGCAAAGGGCCACCAGAUUAUCAGAAUUGCAAGAGGAGUUAUCAACUGCCAACGAAGAGUACAAAAUAGCAACAGCUCAAUCAGAAGAAUUAUUACUCGAAUUGCAAUCAGCUUUAGAUCAAGCAUUAGGUGAAGAUUCACCUAACAUCACAAUACCCACCAAGAUCAACUCAUCAACACAAGUGGAUGAAGAGGAUACCCAUGAUCAGCGGAGGAAAGCUGGGAAGGGUGAACUGGAAGCAUCAGAUACAAUAAUAGAUGCAUAG
Molecule: messenger RNA, 546 nt
Organism: Kwoniella botswanensis
Lineage: Eukaryota; Fungi; Basidiomycota; Tremellomycetes; Tremellales; Cryptococcaceae
Exons: 6
Coding region: 1-546 (181 amino acids)
Biological process (GO): regulation of transcription by RNA polymerase II
Cellular component (GO): mediator complex
Molecular function (GO): transcription coregulator activity
Source: RefSeq, a predicted model, not a curated record